CCUUUUUCAUUGAAAUAUCUCAGUCUUCACAGACAAAAAACUGAGAACCGAAGGAGAUCAUCGAAGGCGCGGGCGCCCUUUCUCUUCUCUCCUCCUCCUUCUCAUAGUCAUCCUGGGGUGGCGCCUAGUCGGGGAGACUCCCUCGCAGACACACCUGUCACGCCGGAAAAGAUGGCAAUGACAGAAUCUGGAAUCUUGUUAAUGAUAUUUACAUCCUUUCUUCUUCCUGUAUGUCACCCCAGCCAGUCUGACGACUUAACACUGGACAAUGUCUUUAUAGAUCAGGAGGCAGCACAAUCAUUUUUCAGCCGUUCCUUACUUUAUAACAAGUGGGAUUUUGAAGGCAUUAUUCCAGGCAAUUUGGAGCGUGAGUGCAUUGAAGAGGUCUGCAACUAUGAAGAAGCCAGAGAGAUUUUUAAGGAUGACAAAAAAACUCAAAUAUUCUGGGCCAUGUACAAGCAAAAUGCUACAAGCAGUCAAGCCCCCCGGGUGGAUGCCAGUGCCUUAGCAGCUGGCAUUGUAGCAACAGUGGUCUCUUUGUUCAUUGCCAUUGUGGUUGGGUGCUAUUGCUACAAGUCUCGUCAGAAGACAAGAAGAGGAGGAAGCAUUCCUGUGAGAAUGAGCGGAGAACUGGGAACUGAAGAGAGUCUUGGGUUGAAUACUUUCCAUGAUAUUCCAGGGUCCAGUGCACCUGGUUUACCAUCAUAUGAAGAUGCACUGGAGCAUACAGGUCAACAUGAUGCCCCGCCACCUCCAUAUGAAGGGCAGAUCAAUCCAGGUCAGAGGGAAUGAGAAGAUGAAGCAAGGGAUGGAUUAAUUCAUGAAAGAAAAACUCUAAGCCACCUUCACAUGGGGGAAUGUUAAAGGAAGUUUACUGAAGUAAAUGGACAGGAGAAAGCAGCAUUCUGAAAGCUCUCAUGUACUGAUUGCCUUUAUUAUUUAUGUUCCCACUAGACAAAGGCUGACCUUGGACUCAUGUUAGAGCAAAAUGGCAUUCUCCACUUGAAUCAGGAUCAAGGCAAUACAAAGAAAGGAUCAGUGACUGAAGCAAUGAUUUUUUUAAUACCAUUAAUACAGGCAUCUAAGAACAGGUAUCACCUUUACUGAAUGCAUUAAAUCAAAGUAUGAAUAAAAUUAUAUCCCUCCUCCCAAAAACCAAGCCAACUCAGAACAAACUGUUUUAGGGCUGAAUAUAAAAAAAAUAAUAAUACCUUAUUUUCAAGUGGGUGGAAGUGCCAAAACAAAGACUGGCACAGUUACAAAGUCAUGUUCUUAUGUAACCAUCAACGAAGGAGCAAUCCAUUGGAGACUCUGUACACUGAGAUCUGUUAUUAAUCAGGUAAGUACUGUUAAACAAUUGUACAUAGUAGCAAGGCUACUUAUUAGAAAUUCUGCACAAUUACAUAAAUAGGACCUUCAUAUCUUGUUUACUGAUAAACUGCCACCCAUCAAUGUACUGUAGCAUGUGAUCACUGGUCAGGGUCAGUAUUUUAAAGGAAGAUUUUAAGUUUCCACAGAAGAGUACUAUGGGAGAAAUAUGCCAGAGAGAUGAUAAUAUGGCUUGUCUGACAAGGAAACAGAGCAAUUUGCAAGAUCAGAAAGUGCCUUGUUCAGUUGGCUUGGCAGUAAAUCAGAGCUGUGAGGGAAGAAAAUAUCACAAUAUGGUGGCACUGACAUGACAGUUUUUUUCAGCUAAAGUGUAGAUGGAAAUUUAUUUUCAGUUAUAACUAGAUCAUAUUUCUAUGGUUGUAAAGUGCAUCUUUGCAGUGAUAUUUUAUUCUAUAAACAAACCAAAUCAGAGUUCCGAACCAAUCUAGACAGCAAGAGAAUUUCCAUCUAGCAAGUAGGCAUGCCAGCAAUUUUGAAUAGUAAGGAUGUUUUAAGAAAAGCACAUGCAGCUUUCUUUGCACACUAACAAAAACUGCAUCAGUCUUUCCAGUGCUGAAAUCUGAAAUUCCCACAUUAUCAAAUUUUGUAUGAUGUAAAGACAAUCAAAUAAAAGUGAUAUUUAUGAAUAUAAAUUCAGAUUAAAGGUAUAAUUUAACUUUAGGCUUUGGAAUAUGCCCAGGGGGUACUCCAUAAAUCAGGAAAAGCGUAACACAGAGGAUUCAACCUAAGGGUGCAACCAUUAGACAGCUGUAAACUUUGAUAAAUAGCAUCCACUAUCAAAAUGAAUGAAACCAUAGUUAUUACUUAAAAAAAAACCUUGUGAUAAGUCCUUGUUUGGAUGCUAAAGCUGCUGUUUCUGACAACCAACUACAUACACAAACAAUUGGCAACAUUCAUCAAAAAUCAGCAACAUUCUGAAAAGAGGGCUGCAUAAAAUGGGAUUUAAACAAAAAAGUGAAUAUAAGGAAACAUAAAACUUGACAAGAACAGAUCACUCAUCUCAUAAUAAUAAUUUGUUUAGUGGUAAUUGCAGGUUGAA
This is a messenger RNA of Erpetoichthys calabaricus (reedfish), 2428 nucleotides long. It is a transcript of the gene prrg2, whose product is annotated as proline rich Gla (G-carboxyglutamic acid) 2. The transcript has 7 exons. The coding region runs from base 172 to 792 and encodes 206 amino acids. The record is from RefSeq and is a predicted model, not a curated record. NCBI's taxonomy places the organism in Eukaryota, Metazoa, Chordata, Cladistia, Polypteriformes, Polypteridae. Gene Ontology annotation, cellular component: extracellular region. Gene Ontology annotation, molecular function: calcium ion binding.